AUGAAGCGCGUGCACGAGACCAACGACAGCGACGACCACGAGCACCCGAAGCGGUCGCGUCGCUCGCGCUGGGACCACGACAGCGUCAGCGACAAGGAAACGACUCGCGCUGCAUCGAAUGAGACUGUCGCUGCGGGUCCCCAAGCGCUGAGUGACAUUGUCAAGCGGCUGUCGAGCGUCGUCCAGGAGAAGUCGGCGCCCGAGGAGCUGCAGGCGCUGACAAAAGGUGCAGUCAGUCGCCCUCUCAUUGACACUGGCGGCCAGUUAGACGCACAAGCGGCCAAAGCGCGAGCGUUGGCUCAAGCCAGUUUGCUGGCCCUGAACCUGCCUGGUACCAAGGUCUCGCCCAAUGAUCUGGCGCGUCGGCUGUACAUUGGCAACCUGUACUACGACCUCAAGGAAGAGGACAUUCGCAACGCUUUUGCACCUUUUGGUGUGAUCCACUCGAUCGACCUGUCACUAGAGCCAGGUGCAUCGCGAUCGAAAGGGUUCUGCUUUCUAGAGUACGAAGACGUUCUAGCAGCUGAGAGUGCUGUGCAAGUGCUGAAUGGAACACCGUUGGCCAAUCGCACGAUGCGCGUGGGCCGACCGCAUCGUGGAAAUACGAACCCGAACGAUUCACUUUCGAUCGGCCAGGAGGCGAUCAAGAAUGUUCCCACCAAGUGCGUCUAUGUUGCCAAUGUUCGUGUGGAGCUGAACAGUCAGCACUUAGAGAGUAUCUUUUCUCCGUUCGGCGAAAUUCGCGCUUGUGUCAUGGCAGCGAUUCCGCCCGCUGAAGCUGGAAUACACCGCGAGUACGGCUUUAUGGAGUUUGUGGAUGAGAAAUGCGCCCUCAAUGCGAUCCAGCACAUGAAUGGCUUCGAGCUAGCUGGUCAGGCCCUGAAAGUGGGCAAGGCGAGCGAGGCAGCGGUGCUGAUCAAUCUUGCCACGAGUCGGGACAAGAUAGUGCGCAGUGGACCUGGCGCUACGGUGAAUGGAGCCAAUGGUGUGAUUGAGCCGAAAAAAAUGGCAAUGUUUGCUGAAGAUGACGUCGAAGGUGUAAAGGACGUCGCAGAUGGCAACGACAGCUGUUGCCUCUGCUUAGUGAACCUCGUAAAGUGCGGUGAAGUCGACGAGGAUCUCGAAGACGAGGUGCGUGUCGAGUGUGGCAAGCUUGGUGUCGUCAAGAACGUGGAAAUCCACGAGCUGGCCGACCACGUGCGCAUUUUUGUCUUGUUCGAGGACGCAGCUGGAGCUUUCAAAGCCAAACAGGCGCUGCACGGCCGAUUUUUCGGUGGCAACCAAGUUGAAGCUCACUACUAUGCCCUGAGCGAGUUGGAACAGCAACGAUACACGAGUAGCUUUUUGUAA
Hyaloperonospora brassicae is the source of this 1350-nucleotide messenger RNA. NCBI's taxonomy places the organism in Eukaryota, Oomycota, Peronosporomycetes, Peronosporales, Peronosporaceae. The record is from the annotation of a GenBank genome assembly.